CUCGUCAUUCCUUUUUGCUUGUACUCGGCCGAGCAUAUGCUCUGGAGUGGAGGGUUAGGUUUUUUUGUGGAGAGCCGAUCAGAAUCGAUGAUGAAUUUCGAUAGUGUCUAGUCGGAAUUCUUUCCCGCCAGCUGCCGAACACGAAAGAAGUUCUUCAAAUUCAUGGAUAUCGCAAAAACCAAUCAGAACACAUUUCUCGUGUAAAAAUGUUGUGAACCUGAAUUACUUGAUAACUAAUUGGAAAUAUUCGAGGAAGAGAUGCUGUUUACGAGUUGCCAUCUUAGAGAAGAACAGUUACAGCCUCAAUUAUGUGUCUAUGGGGACAAGGAGAGGCUGCUUAAAGUUACAAAAUACUAGAAGAUUGGGGCAACCCUAUCCCCUAGCAUCUUCUAAUGAUGGUGUAACUGUCAAUGGCAGUCCCCAGGCAAGUGUUAGUAGUGAUGUGGAAGAAAUUAGGGUCAUACUUGAUAGAUCUUUAGAUGGUGAGGAUUACAACAAUGGGCUUGUCCAGUCCCUGCAUGAUGCUGCUAGGAUAUGUGAGCUGGCAAUUAAAGAACGUUCCUCACAGUCAAAGAUAUCUUGGAUCACAACUGCCUGGCUUGGUGUGGACAGAAAUUCGUGGGUGAGGACUCUGUCUUACCAGGCUUCAGUGUAUUGCUUGUUGCAAGCUGCAAGUGAGAUUUCAUCUCGUGGCGAUAACAGAGACAGGGAUGUGAAUGUUUUUGUGCAAAGAAGUUUAUUGAGGCAGUUUGCUCCUUUAGAGAGUACGAUCAGGGAUAAGCUAUCAACCAAGCAAGCCGAAAUCUAUGAUUGGUUUUGGUCAGAGCAGGUUCCAGCUGUGGUGAAAUCAUUUGUCAAUCACUUUGAAGGGGACUCACUCUUCACAGCUGCUACCACAGCGAGUAGGAAACGAUCACAAUCACGUUCAGGAAAUACGAGUGAUAUAUGUCUCCUUAUGUUGGCUCUAACCUGCAUAGCAGCAAUCACGAAGCUUGGGCCAGCAAAAGUUUCCUGCUCGCAGUUCUUUUCUAUGAUUCCAGAAAUAACUGGUCCAUUGAUGGACAUGCUGGUUGAUUUCUUGCCCAUCCAGCGAGCAUACGAUUCGAUAAAGAAAGUUGGUUUGCACAGAGAGUUUCUUUCCCAUUUUGGUCCUCGGGCCGCGUCAUGUAGAGUUCGAACUGAUCGGGAUGCUGAGGAAGUAGUUUUCUGGGUGAAUCUUGUACAGAAGCAACUGCAACAAGCUAUAGAUAGGGAGAGAAUUUGGUCGAGACUAACUACAUCAGAAAGCAUUGAGGUAUUGGAAAGGGACUUGGCUAUUUUUGGAUUCUUCAUUGCUUUAGGCAGAAGGAGCCAGGUCUUUUUAUGUGCAAAUGGUUUCGAUGAUAUAGGGGACUCUCUUGAGAGCUUUAUUCGGUACCUUAUAGGAGGAAGUGUGUUAUUCUAUCCUCAGCUUUCAGCGAUAAGUUCUUAUCAACUCUAUGUGGAGGUGGUAUGUGAAGAGUUGGAUUGGCUUCCUUUCUAUCCUGGCCUGGCAGGAAAUCAGAAACUCUCACAUGGUCAUCAAAGCAAACAAGAAAAUCCACCAAACCCUGAAGCUAUCGGUCUGGUGUUGGAUGUAUGUUUUCAUUGGAUGCAGAGCUUCAUUAAAUAUAGUAAAUGGCUGGAAAACCCCUCAAAUGUCAAGGCAGCGGGAUUUGUAUCUAGAGGGCACAACAACUUAGUGGAGUGCAUGGACAAACUUGGAAUGCUAAAGAAAGAGGCAAGAAAUAGCAAUCUGAGAAAUUCCUGUAUGACCGAGCCUUCAAAAUAUUUGGGAACUCCCAAAGAGUCAGAUUCUUUUGACAAGGCAUUGGAGAGUGUCGAAGAAGCUCUACUAAGACUAGAACAGUUGCUUCCGGAGUUACACAUGUCUAGUUCUACUCCUGGAAAGGAGCAAUUAAAAGCUGCUUGUUCUGACCUUGAAAAAAUAAGGAAACUAAAAAAGGAGGCCGAGUUUCUGGAGGCAUCAUUCAGAGCAAAAGCAGCUUCACUGCAGCAGGCAGAUAAUAACAAUCAAUCCCAGUCUUCAAAUCUUGGUCAGAGACAGUAUUCAAAAGGAAAAUCCAGGGAAAAUGGUGGUUCAAUUCCCGAAAGAAGUAAAAGUGGCAGCAGUGCACUUGGAUUUUGGAGCCUCUUGACCAGACCACCAGCUAGGAAGUUGGGCCCCAAGUUACUUCGUGCUAACACAUCUGACAAGGAAGAUGAAAAGGUCCAAGAAAUCGCUCCAAAUAUGGGCAUGGACGAAAAUGAAACAAGUGAAAUUCGGCGUUUUGAACUUCUGAGGAAUGAGCUGAUAGAACUUGAAAAGCGAGUUCAGAAAACUGCUGAUAAAUCGGACAUUGACGAGGAUGUUCAGCUCUCUGAUGCGGGUUUUGAAGGCGAUGGUGAUGAUGCUGAGAGUGCUCUGAUUGAGGUCCAGAAGAAAGAGAAUAUAAUUGAAAAAUCAUUUGACAAGCUGAAAGAAACUAGUAGGGAUGUUCUGCAAGGAACCCAGCUUUUGGCUAUCGAUGUUGCUGCUGCUAUGGGAUUGCUUCGGAGAGUGAUGAUUGGUGAUGAAUUGACAGAGAAAGAGAAGAAAGUUCUUAAGAGAACUCUCACCGACUUGGCAUCUGUGGUUCCCAUUGGUGUACUGAUGCUACUUCCGGUGACUGCCGUUGGUCAUGCAGCUAUGCUGGCUGCCAUCCAGAGAUAUGUACCAUCACUGAUACCCUCCACAUAUGGACCAGAGAGGUUGGAUCUCUUGAGACAGCUUGAAAAAGUGAAGGACAUGGAGACCACUGAUGUGAAUACCCCAGAAAAUGUGGAAGAAAUGGCUUGAAUUGAAUCUUGUCUUCUUGUACAGUUGUUGAAAUCAUGAUAGCUUCUGCGAAAAUGAUCAACUCGGGCAAUUCUUCAAUUCUUUGGUAAACUACCUUU
This is a messenger RNA of Rhodamnia argentea, 2955 nucleotides long. RefSeq lists its product as uncharacterized. Gene Ontology annotation, cellular component: mitochondrial inner membrane. Gene Ontology annotation, biological process: intracellular monoatomic cation homeostasis. The transcript is spliced from 18 exons. Bases 317 to 2857 code for a protein of 846 amino acids. The record is from RefSeq and is a predicted model, not a curated record. NCBI's taxonomy places the organism in Eukaryota, Viridiplantae, Streptophyta, Magnoliopsida, Myrtales, Myrtaceae.